CGCGACGGUCGCUCUUCACGCGGAAGGAUGCGCGGCAACCGAUUGGCUGCGUGUGUACGUCGGCGGGAGGACGCGCGACACGGCACCGCCCCUCCCUCCGUGGAACCUGCUCUGUGGAGCCAGUGGAGCCGGCAGCUUGGCCAGGUGGGAGGAUCCGCACCGCAUCGCAGGACGGGACCGCUGAUCCUGCAGCCGCUCAGCGCCGUGACCCGCGACCCUAGAUCCCAACUCCUUUUGGCUCAGCCCGCGCGCCCCAGGCCGGGCCCGGGCGGCGCGACGGGAGGAUGAGCGGCGGGCGGCGGAAGGAGGAGCCGCCUCAGCCGCAGCUGGCCAACGGGGCCCUCAAAGUCUCCGUCUGGAGCAAGGUGCUGCGGAGCGAUGCGGCCUGGGAGGACAAGGAUGAAUUUUUAGAUGUGAUCUACUGGUUCCGACAGAUCAUUGCUGUGGUCCUGGGUGUCAUUUGGGGAGUUUUGCCAUUACGAGGUUUCUUGGGAAUUGCAGGAUUCUGCCUGAUUAAUGCAGGAGUCCUGUACCUCUACUUCAGCAAUUACCUACAGAUUGAUGAGGAAGAAUAUGGCGGCACAUGGGAGCUCACGAAGGAAGGGUUUAUGACCUCUUUUGCCUUGUUCAUGGUCAUUUGGAUCAUCUUUUACACCGCCAUCCAUUAUGACUGAUGGUGUACAGCUCCCACCUGCUCCCUGUCCCGUCCAAAGGACCCUCUUGAUAACAGCACAGAAACUUGAUCACUGGGGAACCCUAGCCCCUUGGAACUUGGAAGACCCGUGUUUCCUGGACGGCGAAUCAGUGUAUUGGGUGUCAGUGUUUUCUGCAAGGGUUGUGACCUGAAACUUUUUAAAAAACCACCCACCUUUGGGGAAGCAUUUCUGAAUUUAUCCAUCACCAUUUCUUCUUGGAUAUCAUCAAGUAACAGCUGUUUGCCAAGUGGAGCUGUCAUUUAAUUUGAUGCACCUCCGGAUUCAGAUGAAACAUUAAAUUGUCUUCCUCGAUUCUGCAUCGGCUGUACAGUUUUUAAACUAUCAGUGGCAUUUCAAGUCUUCUGAAACAGCAUGGCUGUAUGUGCAUGGUCCAUAGCACAGUACAGGCAGCAUCUAACAACAGUUUCCAUUGUAGAAUGUUUUCAGAUACUUGAAUAAAUCAGCUCUUUAAUUGAGAA
Messenger RNA from Callithrix jacchus (white-tufted-ear marmoset), 1174 nucleotides. RefSeq names its product RAB5 interacting factor (gene RAB5IF). NCBI's taxonomy places the organism in Eukaryota, Metazoa, Chordata, Mammalia, Primates, Cebidae. The record is from RefSeq and is a predicted model, not a curated record. Gene Ontology annotation, biological process: mitochondrial respirasome assembly.